Aspergillus viridinutans is the source of this 3585-nucleotide messenger RNA. RefSeq names its product putative Chromo domain protein Chp1p. Bases 1 to 3585 code for a protein of 1194 amino acids. The record is from RefSeq and is a predicted model, not a curated record. The transcript has 4 exons. Gene Ontology annotation, cellular component: pericentric heterochromatin. NCBI's taxonomy places the organism in Eukaryota, Fungi, Ascomycota, Eurotiomycetes, Eurotiales, Aspergillaceae. Gene Ontology annotation, biological process: chromatin organization; negative regulation of transcription by RNA polymerase II. Gene Ontology annotation, molecular function: chromatin binding.
AUGAGCGACGAGGACGAUAUCUCGAUUACUUCAACUGCACCCAGUGAGCAGGAGUCUGAAUAUGAAGUGGAAACUAUCUUGGCUGAGUUUGAAUUUGACGAUGGCAUCAAAUAUUUGGUGAAGUGGGCCAAUUACCCUAUUGAACGAUGCACAUGGGAACCCCCCCAAUCCUUUUGCAAUGAACAGACAUUGAUCGACUGGAAUAAGAAGAAAAAGGCAAUUGCAGAAGGAAAGCGUCCAGCAUUUGAUAUUGUCAGGUUUGAAAAUCAUCUAGCUGCCCUUGAGAGGGCAAAACAUGACAGGAAGCAAAGAAGAGCCGCAAAGAGGAGACGUCUGGGGCUGGACGGACAAGAGCAAAGUCAUCCUACUGUGGAGAGCCCUCCGAGUAAUAACGUGCCUGACCCAAGGAUUCCUGAUGGUAUUGGCUCCAGUGAUAUCGAAGUCGACAGAUCAAAGGCUUCAUCCGGACAAACUCCCCGAACGAAUGCCAGCGCAGGAAGUGCGCAAGCUCAAAUUCAUCAACUUCCAAAAAGACCACCUCCCCCUAUCUUAUUCGGAACUGCCCCGGCUCCCACCCGCGCGAAAAGGAUGAACAGUUUUGAGACGCCAAAGUUGUUCAAUUUGUCGACAAGAUGGAAGUACGAGAAGGCGAAAGCUUAUGAGCCACCUCCUGAUAUGAACAAGCUGCAACUCAUUCGGCCAUCCGACUGGCCAGCCAGGACUGGGCUCGCUGCGACAACGAUAGGGCGGCACAGCGUCAGCUCACCUAGCAGGAAGAAUGACGCCAGUACCGCUAGGCUCGGAUCUCAUAAUAUGAGCUCAUCCGCGAAGGAUGGGCCAAGCUCGGCGGAGCUAGGUCCUCAUGGUGUUAGCUCGCCAAAGCAGGGUGACUUGAAUAGCGUAAAGAUUGGAUCGCACAACGUUAGCUCAUCGAAGCAAUUCAAUGCAGGUCCGGUGAAACUAGGCUCGCAUAAUGUGAGCUCUCCUAAGCCGGUUGCUUCGGGGAGACUAGGCACGCAUAAUGUCAGCUCGUCAAGCGGAAUCAAUGACACUACAUUGGAUCCAGAAUCGCAUGAUGUCGGUUCGCCAAUGGACAUUGAUUCGGAUAAUGAGACUCAGGGCCAAAUUGGCCAAAUUCGGGAGAGUUGGGCCUUGAGUUCACCGAAACGCGCACAGUAUGGGUCAUACAAGCCGAAUCGCAGCGUUCCAGAGACAUAUAGACCAAGGUGUGGUGCGGAUACGUGGAGACCUGACCGACCACAGCCAGAUAGCUGGAAUCCAGGCCAACCUUCCGGUCACUGUCUGAGACCGAAUACUGACUCCCCAAUCCAUCGCCAUGAACUCGAAGACUAUCCGAUACCCAAGCUUCCAACGAGGGAACCAAAACCAAAGGCCCACUUCGUCAACAACCGCCAAAAUUUCUGGAACCCUGGUGAGCUCCUUGUCUAUCUUUAUUACGGCCCAGAGAAGAAGGAAAUUGGUUCGGCCAGGCUAUGUGGCCUGAAUUCGGAGAGUCGAAACUGGCUCAUGUCUACCAAAUGGGGCGGUCGAAUCCAUGUCUGGUUUCAACAUACAUGUAACCUGAAAGAGUAUAAUGUCCUAUGUGAGAACACGAAAAGCAAUCAGAAGUACUCCGAUGGUUGGAUAGAAGGGUUCGAUGAUACAGAGCCGAGCAUCUACAGAAUUGGGGAAGAACUUCGUCGUAAUGAGCUUGUGGCCAUAUUAUAUCCAGCUCCAGACAACAGGAUGCAGAAGGUGUUACUUGCCUAUUCCCCGAAGUCGUCAGACUUUGCGUUUCUCAAUGCAGAUUCUGCCCAUUCUAGAAUCCCUGAAGACGUUUUCCUAAAUGUCGCAGUCCGAAGCCCGUUGCAAGGGUUUGACACCAUCACUGCUCGGCGUGAAAGAAAACAGCUUCACGCUGAGUCGCACCAGCCAGUACGCCUCGCACUCAUAACUCCCCAAGAUGCUCCAAGCAGAGCUCGGCCUACCGGAGCUGUGGCUGCUCGGCCUCCUUCUGUGGGCGUUCCUGAUGUUUCAACUCCAGGAGCUGGGAGACGCGCGAAUGAAAUAUCCAACCUUCGCAUUCGAAAGUCGACGGACAGCAAAGUCAUGACACCAAAAGCAUCUGAAGCGUUAGAGGUGACAAAACCAUUCGAUACAGCAAAUGAGUCAGUCUCAACAGACACAACUAGUGUAACCCCCAAAAUUUCAACUCAAACCCCUGGCGCACACAACUUGCAAGCGGCACCCCAGAACACACCACGAGAAUUAGAGCAUGCGAAUUUAGCCGUACAGGAUCCCGCACAAGAGACCAACGCACUAUUAUCAACACCGCAGGCUCCAUUGCCAAGACAAAGGACUACGCAACCAGCAACUGAGACCUCAUCUAUGACCUCUGAGGCUCGAACAGCGCCGGAGGCAGACCCUGGAUUUCCUUCCCGCCUGAAACCCGAUGCGAGCAUGGCUCAGUCUAUUGCAGGUGAUGUUAGAUCGCUGUCGCAGCCGUCUGAGAAUACUCUUGAUCUGGAUGCGGUCUUCAAAGAACAAUUUAGUGUCACCUAUGAUCUCUUGGCGACCGUGAACGAUGCUGAGAAGCCGACGAAGGCUCAAGUAUUCUACUUGAUGUUUCCUGCCGGGUCCGAAGUAGUGCAGGAAGACUGCGCUGACUCAAUGAAGGCUCAUGAAAGCUUUAUGGAUUAUCAUGCCCUACCUUUCAUCAAGGAGCUGAUCCAUCGAAACGUCAGCUUCUGGAGCCUUUCUUUAAGAAAGCCACUACAAUACGUUGACUACCCCACGUAUUUCCAACGUGUAUUCCCUCAUGGCGGUGUCAUCCUAAUCACAGAAGACUUCAUGCUUAGGGACCCAGACGCCACGCUCAUCAUCCUGGCGUGGCUAAAGGAUUGGAUAAAGCAGAAAUUCCCAGGGAGUUGGAAGGUCAUGUUCCGUCCAAAUAUCCUGGACUGGCUCCUCAAGCAACCUGAAUUGAAAGAUCCAUCCAGGCAGGGAAUAUGGUUGAGCAUGUAUGCUCUGAUUCUUCAAUUAAACAGUCGCGUGGCAGGCUCAGAACGGCCAGGUGCAAACAUUCUCAGCGGCGCCAGCGGUGAGCAUAAUGAAGAUCCUGUGAUUUCACUUGACGCCAUCCCACUCUAUGGGUCGCGCACCGAAGAUGAUGACGCGAGUAUACCGAAAGGCCUUACACAGGAGCAAAGGAAUACCGACCACCUUGGAGAAUUUUUCGCGGGUUGGGCAAUAGUCAACAACCACAGGUUCAGACGGUUCGUCAUGCUCACGGCAGUGAAACCUCUACCGAGAUGGGAAGCCUGGCAACAUAUUGAGAUCAGAUAUGGUGCAAAAGAUUUUAUGAAGGCCUUCAACAUCAAGUACAAGACGUACUGGGACAAAGUGAGGCCUAGGCCAGGGAAACCAGGUCUGUUGUCAGAGUUGAAAUCCCAAAACCAGAAUCCUGCCUAUACACCCCGGACACCUAGAGCGAAUGGUCCUUCAGCUGAUGAGCUGGAUGUCUCAAGGGUCAGCGGGUUUUCUCACGGCCCUUCGAGGCUGAAAUACCCUCAACCAUACCAAUGA